Sphenostylis stenocarpa is the source of this 231-nucleotide messenger RNA. The record is from the annotation of a GenBank genome assembly. NCBI's taxonomy places the organism in Eukaryota, Viridiplantae, Streptophyta, Magnoliopsida, Fabales, Fabaceae.
AUGGCGAGUGUGGUGGAAGUUAAGGUUGGUUUACACUGUGACGACUGCAUCAAGAAGAUUCUUAAGGCCAUCAAGAAGAUUGAAGAUAUUGAGACGUAUAACGUGGACAAACAGUUGAACAAGGUCAUCGUUACAGGCAAUGUCACAACGGAAGAAGUUAUUAGGGCUCUUCAGAAGAUUGGCAAGAAUGCAACCCCGUGGGAAAAUGCUGAAACCCAACCCAAUUGCUGA